This is a messenger RNA of Drosophila busckii, 1468 nucleotides long. RefSeq lists its product as uncharacterized. The record is from RefSeq and is a predicted model, not a curated record. The transcript is spliced from 3 exons. Gene Ontology annotation, molecular function: protein binding. Lineage: Eukaryota; Metazoa; Arthropoda; Insecta; Diptera; Drosophilidae. Bases 97 to 1389 code for a protein of 430 amino acids.
UGGGCAGACUUGUUCUUGCACACAUCAGCUGAUAUUUAAUUAACAAAAUGAGUGCUUGCGCUGCGUAUUUUAUUGAAAGGUCCUAGUACGACUGAAAUGGCGCGUACAACAAAUUUCGGAGACGUAAAUUUUAAUUGCCUCCUGCUUAUAUUCAAAUUCGUGAAUAAUUUAGAAGACCAAAUUAGACUAGCACUGUGCUGCCGGCGAUUUCGUGAUGCGUUUGUUUACAUUCACCGUCAGCGCUUUGUCGAAAUUGUCGACAGUGAUAUUAAACUUAAGAAUAUUGACGAUUGGCGUGCCUUUUUGUGGAUGUGUGGCUCUAAUAUAAAAAAGCUGCACUCCUUUUACGAUGACGAUCAUCCCUUGCAGCUACUGCCACUGGUGGCCAGGUUUUGCAACCGCUUGGAGUGCCUUACUCUCCAAAACGCUACCAUAGCUAAGUCACAACCAUAUCUGCUUCAGUUGACAACGCUUAAGAAGCUUAAUGUAAGCAAUUAUAAAUGCACCAGCAAAGAUCUAAUCAAAUGCAUGAAGGAGAGAUUGCCAUACAUUCGUAGUAUUGGCCUGGACAGUCCAUUUGAUCGACGGGAGUUACUGGAAUUGCGUCACUUUAUUGAUUUGGAGGAGUUGCAGAUAUAUGAUGAAUUGACACCCUCGGACUUUAUUGUUAUUAUCAAGCCCAUGCGCAGCUUGCGCUCACUGCAACUGCGUAAUGCUAAAAGAUUCUUGACCACAAGCACAAUCAAGCAAUUAGCCAUAAAUUGUCAUAAGCUAGAGAAACUUUCAUUCUUUGACAGCGACGCUGACCUUACGGCUCUCUCACUUUUUGAGCAUCUUCAAUAUCUGCAAUUAUGCUGCCCUGACAAUCAAAAGACACUUCUAUUUAAGGCGCUGGCUCGCAAGAAUGGAUCCCCCUUAGAGUAUCUUAUACUGCAGCGUAAAAGCUGGAUAAACGAAGAGCAGGCGCAAUACAUUAGUGCAAUGAAGUGCCUUAAAUGGCUUGUUUGCAAGCCACGCAAUGAUCGCUGCGUAGAGCAUUUAUCCAAGUUAAUGCAGCUGGAGUGCCUUUCCCUGCAAUGUGCUCGGGAUAUUGGCGAAACUUCUUUGAUGAGCUUGAUUCGCAAUAAUGAUCAGCUGCGGUAUUUAAAUAUUUGUUAUUGCUUAGGCAUAACCGACGCCUUCAUUGUUGACAUGCUGGACUAUCUAUCAAAGAGACGAGCACAACAGCCCUUGGAGCUAUAUGCGGCUGUCACAGAUAUAAGACGCGAAAUAAUGCAAAGAUUGCCUGCCGAUUAUGCGUCCAAAUCUUUAUGUCUUUACUUUGAGUGCAGUCAAGGCAUCUGUUCUAAUGAACAUUUUUAUAAUGAUGAACCUGAGUUUGAACGGUAGACAACGAAUAUUUUAAACAUACCAAAAUAUCACUUUAUAUUAAAAUACGUACACUCCUUUUUAUAUAAGCAAUUUUAUU